GAGAGAGAGAGAGAGAGGAGAAGAGGUCUCAGCUCCCGACACCUGCUUCUUCUUCUUCUUCGUCUUCUCCGUCGAAACCCUAACCCUAACCCUAAGACCCUACGCACCCCCUCCUCUCCCCUCUCUCCAUCAAUGGAGAUCUCGCGGUCGCCGGCGCUCCUCGCAUGGAUCGCAGCGGUGAUCCUGCUCCUCGCCGCCCCCGCCCGCUGCUUCUACCUCCCCGGCGUCGCCCCCGCCGAUUUCCAGCAGAAAGAUCCGCUUCCGGUGAAGGUCAACAAGCUAAGUUCUAUAAAGACACAGCUCCCAUACUCCUACUAUUCUCUCCCUUACUGCCGACCAGAUACUGUAGUGGAGAGUGCAGAAAACCUCGGCGAAGUUCUUCGUGGGGACCGAAUAGAGAACUCUCCAUAUGUGUUUGAGAUGAGAGAGCCUAAGAUGUGCCAGAUUGUCUGCAAGAUUACUCCCGGUGAGAAGGAAGCAAAGGAUUUUAAGGAAAAGAUAGAGGACGAGUACCGCAUAAACAUGAUUCUUGACAAUCUCCCACUAGUUGUUCCUAUCAAAAGACUGGAUCAGGAUUCAGCUGUUGUUUAUCAGCAUGGCUUUCACGUUGGUGUCAAAGGACAAUAUUCUGGAAGUAAGGAUGAGAAAUACUUCAUCCACAACCAUUUAUCAUUUCUAGUCAAGUAUCACAAGGAUACAAAUAUGGACUCUGCUAGAAUAGUUGGCUUCGAGGUUAAACCAUUCAGUGUUAAACAUGAGUUUGAAGGCCAAUGGAAUGGUAAUAAGACUCGCCUGAGCACCUGCGAUCCUCAUUCAAAGCGUUCUGUUGUGAACUCUGAUUCUCCUCAGGAGGUCGAAGUUAAUAAGGAUAUUAUAUUUACCUACGAUAUCGACUUUCAGGAGAGUGAUGUCAAGUGGGCAUCUCGCUGGGAUACCUACCUUCUAAUGAACGACGAUCAGAUCCACUGGUUCUCCAUCGUCAAUUCUCUGAUGAUUGUCCUCUUCCUAUCUGGUAUGGUGGCGAUGAUCAUGCUCCGCACACUAUACCGAGAUAUCUCCAAGUACAACCAGCUUGAAACCCAAGAGGAAGCACAAGAAGAAACUGGAUGGAAGCUCGUGCACGGUGAUGUGUUCCGCCCCCCGUCUAACUCUGACCUACUCUGCGUAUAUGUUGGCACUGGUGUCCAAUUCUUCGGUAUGCUCCUUGUCACUAUGAUAUUCGCCGUCCUCGGCUUCCUCUCUCCCUCAAACAGAGGAGGGCUAAUGACUGCCAUGCUCCUUCUCUGGGUUUUCAUGGGUUUGUUCGCUGGCUACUCCUCUGCACGGCUAUAUAAAAUGUUUAAGGGCUCAGAAUGGAAAAAAAUCACUCUUAGAACAGCUUUCACUUUCCCUGGGGUUGUCGCUGCCAUUUUUUUUGUCUUAAAUGCCCUAAUCUGGGGGGAGAAGUCCUCAGGAGCAGUACCCUUCACUACAAUGUUCGCCCUUGUUUUGCUCUGGUUUGGGAUCUCCGUCCCCCUCGUAUUUGUGGGAAGCUAUAUCGGCUUCCAGAAACCUGCCAUUGAAGACCUGGUGAAAACGAACAAAAUUCCAAGGCAAAUCCCUGAACAAGCUUGGUACAUGAACCCAAUAUUUUCCAUACUGAUUGGAGGGAUCCUUCCCUUCGGGGCUGUUUUCAUCGAGCUCUUCUUCAUCCUCACCUCCAUUUGGCUCCAGCAGUUCUACUACAUCUUCGGAUUCCUCUUCCUGGUCUUCAUUAUCCUUAUCGUCACCUGUGCCGAGAUCACCAUCGUGCUCUGCUACUUCCAGCUGUGCAGCGAGGACUACCUGUGGUGGUGGAGGUCGUACUUGACUUCAGGAUCCUCAGCUCUCUACCUCUUCCUCUACGCCACCUUCUACUUCUUCACAAAGCUCGAGAUCACAAAGCCAGUGUCCGGGAUUUUGUACUUUGGCUACAUGCUCAUUGCCUCCUAUGCCUUCUUUGUUCUUACCGGCACGAUCGGGUUCUAUGCGUGCUUCUGGUUCACUCGGUUGAUUUACUCUUCCGUGAAGAUCGAUUAAGCGCGUGGUUCGGCGACAUCAUUUGUUUGGAUCAAGCAAACAACACACCAUCAUAUGGGUUUAUUUUUGAGAUACGAGCUGUGCGAUUCUAUACUGUGUGGGAGGUUAAUUCCUUUUCUUGAGGUUCGUUAAAAGUAAUUCGCAGCUUUAUUUUCAUUCAUCAGUUCUUUUAUCUUUUGAUGAUCUUUAAGGAUGCCUCCUGCUGGUUUAGAAAUUAGGGUUCAUUCGUAUACACCAUUCUCGUUCUCCUUUUCUUAAUUUUCUAUGUCAUCCUUUCCGCGUUAACUAGAAGUACUGCUGUAAUACAUUUAUUGAAAUUUCGUACUCUUAUUUUAUCUUUAAUAGAAUUUCAUUGCGUGGUAA
Ananas comosus (pineapple) is the source of this 2421-nucleotide messenger RNA. Its product is annotated as transmembrane 9 superfamily member 8-like. The coding region runs from base 133 to 2058 and encodes 641 amino acids. Gene Ontology annotation, biological process: protein localization to membrane. Lineage: Eukaryota; Viridiplantae; Streptophyta; Magnoliopsida; Poales; Bromeliaceae. The transcript is spliced from 7 exons. Gene Ontology annotation, cellular component: membrane. The record is from RefSeq and is a predicted model, not a curated record.